AUAAAAUCUACCACUGAUGAAUCCCAUCAUAAAAUACAUUCUCUCCUCUUGAGCUGGAUUGAUCUUUCAGGGGGAUUUUUUCAAUUCAAAUAUUAAGGAUGAAUGUGCUCUAUCUUUCCAUUCUUACUGUUUUAUGCAAGUUUGCUUCAAGUGCAGACUGGUGUUAUCAGUACCAAGUAACGUGCAACAACACGUGUGUAGGACCGGAUGAAUGGGCAACCGUUGCCGCAAAUUGUGGGAAUAGAAAACAGUCACCCAUUAACAUUGUAACAAAGAAUACUUCUGCAGACAGUCAUCUGACCCCAGUGCAGUUUACAGGCUAUCAAGAGAUUAUCAGUGGAGUCCUUAUAAACAAUGGACACACAGUGCAAGUGAAUCUUCCAAAUGGAGCAACAAUUAAUGGGGCCAAUUUAGGAUCCACUUACAAAGCUCAGCAGCUUCACCUGCACUGGGGCAAGAACGGUGGACCUGGAUCAGAACAUACUAUAGAUGGAGAGAAAUACCCUAUGGAGCUGCACAUUGUACAUAUAAGAGAAAAUUACACCUCUGUGGAACAAGCCAUUGACGACCCUUCUGGUGUGGCUGUUCUUGGAUUUUUUUAUGAGGAAUCAGAAAAUGCCAAUAAAAAAUAUGAAGCCAUCAUAAAUUCUCUGAAAAAUAUUACACACCCUGGCGCCAAUGUAACACUUGGGUAUGUAUCAUUGGACAUGCUUAUCCUCCCCCAUGAUGAAUUGGAGACGUACUAUCGCUACGAGGGGUCUCUCACCACACCAGCCUGCUCUGAAGCUGUGGUCUGGACAAUAUUUGAGAAAACGAUACCACUCAGCAAAGAACAGCUUUCUGUAUUUUCAAACUUGAUGUUUUCUGAUGGGACUGCCAUGGUAAACACAUACCGGCCGGUUCAGCUGCGGUAUGGACGUGAGGUGUAUUAUUCUAGGAGUUUUGUUUUUUGUGUUAGCACUGCCUUAUUGAUCAGCUCUGUUUUCACAUCACUCUAUGUUCUCACGGUCUGAGGCUAUGUUUUUGGGGUAUUGCUCGAAAACAAGUUUUUUUUUAAAUAAUUACUUAUUAAUU
Molecule: messenger RNA, 1074 nt
Organism: Rhinichthys klamathensis goyatoka
Lineage: Eukaryota; Metazoa; Chordata; Actinopteri; Cypriniformes; Leuciscidae
Gene: ca4b
Product: carbonic anhydrase IV b
Exons: 8
Coding region: 99-1013 (304 amino acids)
Cellular component (GO): plasma membrane
Molecular function (GO): carbonate dehydratase activity; zinc ion binding
Source: RefSeq, a predicted model, not a curated record